This is a messenger RNA of Rotaria sp. Silwood1, 3735 nucleotides long. The record is from the annotation of a GenBank genome assembly. Lineage: Eukaryota; Metazoa; Rotifera; Eurotatoria; Philodinida; Philodinidae.
AACAGAAUGAAUUUAAAUUGAAUUUUGAAUUUUAUUUGGUUUAAAUUGAAGUUAUAAUUGGUUUAAACUAGAUUUAAAUAAAUUUGAAAAAUUUAAAUCUACAUUAAUCCAAUUUUUUUUUUUUAGAUUUAUUUUUCGAUUUAUUAAAUUCUGGUAAAUCUAAGUCGAUCAUUUCUAGUUCGUAUUUGUGCACGUGAAUAUUUAAUUUUCCUUCACCACCAUUAUAUGUGAACAGAUACCUCUAUGGUCGGUUAUUUUCGCCGGAUUUUUGCCAGUUUGACUGUAAAAUUCAUCCGGCCGGUUGCUGGCCGGACCGGACUGGAUAGAAAAAAGCUGUCCGGUUCCAACUCUGGCGGCUACUCGAUUGGCACCGUGUGGUUUUGGGAAAAAUGAUGCAUGUAACAACGAUGUUACUGCCUAUCCAAAAUACGAAGGGCAUUGGUGUUGUGGCUCCAUCUUUGUGAAAAAGCAUGGUGUUGCAUUGAGGAACUCAGUCGCUAUGAUUACAGAGGAAAUAAGGCGAUUCUAAGAACUACAGCUCAACAAAACAAAUAAACUAUCUCUCGAUGUGCGUAUGUAUAAAUGAUCGCGAGCAAAUAAAAAUAAAGAAAAAAGAAAUAUCAAUAUGAAAAACUGUUAUGACGCAGAUGACGUUCCUUCAUAGGCUUUUAGAAGCUUAUUGAGAAUUCUAAACUUUAGGAUCUCACGAUUCAUCCCUUGUAACAAACCCAAAUUCCUCGAUCGGCAAGAUCUUUGAUUAAACUUUAUAAAAAUUCGUUAUUGUCGCGAAAUAGUUUUCCUCAUUGAGCAAUCGAUUGUAGAUUUGAAUUCCUCGAACUUGAAAAUCUUUUAGGGUGUGAGGUGUAGGUGUCAUAGUCUUCCAUCUACACUCCACAUCCAAUAUGUACCUGUUACAAAUAUAAUUACUAAGUGAAAAUUACUGACAUACUGUAUCUUCAAUAACAAGUUUCGUCUUUUCGUUCUGUUUACUCAACACUAUCUAUUUUUCUCUUGUUGUUCUGUUUCUACAUGGCUAUGAUAAAUAUAUCAAAGAAAAAAUAAAAAAAAAAAAAAAAAGGUGAACACAGACACCGUAUGACAACCUUUUUGUUCUUCACUUCCUUUUUCUACUCCCACAUUCAGGUAAAAUAUUACAAAAUCAUGACACACUGUCAUUAAAUAGGUGAAAAUAAGAAAGUAUUAAAUUCUAACACACAUAUUACAAACGAAACUAUAUUCAAGGCUGAAAUGAUUACUACGUGUCUUCAUACAUUACCUGUGGAACUUGUCUACAGAAUUCUUGAUCAUUGUCAUGAACUAGAAAUUCUUUGCUCACUCUCUAACGUCUGCACAAGACUCAAUGCAAUCAUAAGUACAUAUUAUCGGUAUCAGGUAAUCUUCAUUUUUUCUUCACAUAAGAAAACAUCAUAUUUAUUCUUUACACUAUUUUCUGAUAAUAGAAACAAUAUACGAACAGUUUUAUAAGACGUUCAGUUCUUUCAUAUAUUCUCUUUAAAAACAAGAAAAAUCUUAUCGUUUAUAGAUGCAUCAUUCAUUCUGUGAAAACCUACGAAAGAAUCAUUUUAACUUUUUCUUUGGGUCUUCUCUCGUGAACUUUGCUUUGAUUGAAAUGAUUCUAGAGCAUAAUUCGUUAAAAAUCAUAGACAGUUGAACCAAUACUUUCGAUUCUGCUUUGAACAAACUUUUUUUCUUGUAGUCCUCGUUUCGACUCAGUACUUUUUAAUUUUUUUGAUCCCAAUCUCGAGACUAUAACUAUUUUUGUACAUGUGUAAUGUUUAGAUAAAUUUGCUAGUUGCUAUUCAAUAGAAAUUGAAUAUGCUUAUCCUUAUUUUGUUUUCGUUAGUUAUUUCAUUACAUUGCCUACUAAUACCAAUGAAAUAAAUUUUAUUUGAAUAGAACAUUAAAAUUUGUUUAGACAUAUACCACAUUUCAAUUCGAAUGUGGGAAAAUUGACAAAGAAAAACUACAACAUCUCGCUAAUGUAUUACAAAAUAACACGGUAAGAUAAGAUAUCUAUUGAGAUAUCAGUAAAAAAAAUUAAUCAUGCAAUAUAGACAAUCACUACACUAUGUCUUUCAUGGAACAUAAUUGGCAAUGAAGGAUUACAAUAUAUUGCUAAUACAUUUAAAAUGAAUACAAUGAGGAAAGAAUUUCUGCUUAUAUAUAUAUAUAUAUAUAUAUAUUAUAUUUCUAAGAUUAUCAUUCACAUAGACACUUACGACGCUUAAUCUUCAAGGAAAUCGUAUCGAUGCUCAAGGUGCACAAUAUCUAGCUAAUAUAUUACAAAACAAUACGACACUUACAACACUGAUACUUUCAGACAAUAAUAUUGGUGGUGAGGGUGUUCAACAUCUGGCUAAUGUAUUAGAAAGCAAUAGAACUCUCACAAAACUUGAGCUCGAAUGCGCUGAAAUUGGUAAUAUCGGAGCUCAAUAUCUGGCAGAAGUAUUAAAGAAGAAUACAACACUUAAUAUGUUGAAACUUGCUCAAAACGUAAUUGAAGCUGAAGGAGCAGGAUAUUUGGCUAAUGCAUUACACAUAAACACAACAUUAACAUCACUCUGUCUUAGAAAUAACAGAAUCUAUGCGGAAGGAAAUCAUUUAUUACGUAUUGAAUAUUCAAUUCAUAAUGAACAUAUAUGUGAACAUAAAUGUUCAAUUAAUCAUUUAUGUUCAAUGGCAACAUAUAAUCGACAAUAUCAUCGUUGUCAUCUAUUUCAAUAUCAUAAUAAACAUUCAAUAUCUCAUCCAUAUCGAUUAAAUAAUGUUUAUUCAACAUUUGCUGAUUGUUCAGGAAUAUUUUCUUUAUCUCAUACAACACAAAAACGAAUAUCAAUUGUUCAUUGUGAUUAUGAUUCAUUACCAUGGCAACGUGCUCUAAGAUCACGUUCAAUUAUAUUUCAAUCUUAUACAUUAAUUGGUAUAUCAUAUUUACCUUGUCAAGAACUUUGUUCAUCUGUUCGACAUUGUGCUGCUGUACAAUAUCAAUAUAUAAAAAUUAAUUUAAAAAAACAGGCACGUGGUUUAUAUCGAAAUCGAUGUCGAUUAUUACGUUCAGCUAAACCAUGGGAUCUUCUACCAAGUAAAUCAUGGACUGUAUUUGUUAAACGAUCAUGUCAUGUAAAAAUUAGUCAUAAUGAACUUUUUUAUCGACAUCAUCAACCUUUAUGUAAUUUUAAAUAUGUUGGUCAAGGUCAACAUAAACAUAAUCAAGGAAUGAUUCAUACAUUUCGUCAUAUAUCCGAAAUUCAAUGUCAAUAUUUAUGUUCAAAAAUAAUUAAUUGUGUUGGUAUUGAAUUUGUUGAAAAACAAUCUCAAUGUAUUCUUCUUUCUUCGAAUUUUCUUCGAAAUGAUGGUUCUAUUGAUAUUAAAAAUCAUAAACAUCAUCAUAUUUAUAUGAAAAUAUCAUGUAGUAUAAAUAAACAUAUUCAAUCUGAACAAAGUUUAUCAAAAUGUUCAAUAAAUAAUCAAUAUUGUAAUUGUCAUCAAAAUCCAUGUCAUCAUGGUAUAUGUUUAUUAUCUCAACAAAGAGAAGGAUAUCAUUAUAUGUUUUGUAAUUGUUAUCAUGGUUAUACUGGUCAUUUAUGUGAUCAACAUCUAGAUAAUAAAUGUCCAUGUUUAAAUGGUGGACAAUGUCUUAAUGAUUAUUCCUCAUGUAUAUGUUCAAAUGGAUAUGAUGGUGAUUUUUGUCAGAUAAUAUCGGAUAAAAGAUAA